UUCAGUAGGUACCAUCAACAUAUGAAAUGAUCAAAAUCAGCUGUAUCGUUUAUGAAACGAAAUGUUUUAACGCGCCAAAAGCUCUAUGAAAUGAAAUGAGCAGAUUUGUUAGAUUGAAUCAUUUCUCAUCGAAUAUUCACACAAACACAAAAAUGUCAAAAACUCAAAAAACGAUAACAAACUUUUUCAAACGUAAAGUUAUCGACGACGAUGAAUCGAAUUGUAAAAAGCCAUGCACCGAUGUUGGAGGUGACAAACUUGUUUUGCGACCACAACAUGAUAAUUUAAAGAUCGUACAAAGCAAUAACAACAGUCGUCUUGUUGCCGGUGGAUACAUAUCCGCGAAAUGGUAUCAGAGUUUCGAACAAGAAUUUCAUAAAUCAUAUUUUAAAAAUUAAAAAUUCAUUACGAAUGAACGGAAUUCUCACACUAUUUAUCCACCAGAAAAUCAAGUAUUCAGCUGGUCAUUUCAUUGUGAUAUUGAUAAUGUUAAAGUGAUCAUUUUGGGCCAGGAUCCAUAUCAUGGCCCUAAACAAGCUAAUGGUCUGGCAUUCAGUGUUGAAAGAGAUGUUGCUAAACCACCGAGCUUAAUUAAUAUUUUCAAAGAAAUCAAAAAUGAAUAUCCCGAAUUCAAAAUACCCGCGCAUGGUGAUCUAAAACAAUGGUCAAGUCAAGGUGUACUGCUGUUAAAUGCAUCACUUACUGUACGUGCAAAUCAAGCAAAUUCACAUUCAAAUCAUGGCUGGGAACAAUUUACCGAUUCGAUAAUCAAAUAUCUGAAUCAAAAUUAUUCAAAUCGUGUUUUUAUGCUUUGGGGUAAUUAUGCACAGAAAAAAGGUGCUGUAAUCGAUUCGAAGAAACAUUUAGUACUGAAAUCUGUACAUCCAAGCCCAUUAUCAGUAAUGCGUGGAUUUUUUGGUUGUGGACAUUUUAAACAGGCCAAUGAUUAUCUAAUCAAGCAUGGCAUUAAACCUAUUGAUUGGACUAAAUUAGAUUGAUUGAUUAAUUGACAAAAAACACACAAAUCA
Molecule: messenger RNA, 1028 nt
Organism: Dermatophagoides farinae (American house dust mite)
Lineage: Eukaryota; Metazoa; Arthropoda; Arachnida; Sarcoptiformes; Pyroglyphidae
Product: uracil-DNA glycosylase-like
Biological process (GO): base-excision repair, AP site formation via deaminated base removal; base-excision repair
Cellular component (GO): nucleus; mitochondrion
Molecular function (GO): uracil DNA N-glycosylase activity
Source: RefSeq, a predicted model, not a curated record